This is a messenger RNA of Aureobasidium namibiae CBS 147.97, 666 nucleotides long. RefSeq lists its product as uncharacterized. The record is from RefSeq and is a predicted model, not a curated record. The transcript has 3 exons. Lineage: Eukaryota; Fungi; Ascomycota; Dothideomycetes; Dothideales; Saccotheciaceae. Bases 1 to 666 code for a protein of 221 amino acids.
AUGUUACUACAGUAUUACAUACCAGCGCUUCUUCUUGCACACGCAGCAGCCGCUUCAUCGUACAGAGAUAGACUCGCCGGCCCAUACAACCACGUCCUGCGGAGUGGUCGCGAAUAUCCAUCACAACAGAUCGAAGUCUCAGCAUUGUCGGGUCAGACGAGCAAUGUCUCCGCUAUGGUGACAGGCCAGGGAAACAACAAUAACAACACUGCUUCAACACUCGAUCAGACAAACCAUAAUGCCACAAAUGAUACAGCAAGACUUGACUCGCGCGCAAGACGUCUGGCCGAGUUGGACGCCGCAGGGAUCGAAUUCAGUACAUAUUUAUACUGGGAAAAUCCCGAAGCAUGUCCAUCGCGGGAGCCCGAGUGUAAAGACUGCGGUGGAGAGAUGCUUCUAUGGCACAGGGAUGAGCUAGUUCCUAGUAGCCGUUGUUCUGGUCUCAAAGAUGAAGGCAUGAAGUGGAAGGAUUGUCGCUGCACAAAUUCCUGGCCUGAGGAAUUCGUAACUCCCUGUAUGCCAUCGACAGACUCUGUCUUGCAUCUUAUCAACUUGCGAAGAUGUGUUGAGAAAAGCUCAUACAUUCUGUCAUCGGAUAUUGGUGUCUUCAUGUUUUCGGCACAGAAAGAAGAGAAGUCGAUGAAAGCAGUCAGGAGAUCAUGUUAG